Drosophila sulfurigaster albostrigata is the source of this 1925-nucleotide messenger RNA. It is a transcript of the gene E(spl)mgamma-HLH, whose product is annotated as enhancer of split mgamma protein. Gene Ontology annotation, cellular component: nucleus. The record is from RefSeq and is a predicted model, not a curated record. The transcript has a single exon. The coding region runs from base 1097 to 1735 and encodes 212 amino acids. Gene Ontology annotation, biological process: anterior/posterior pattern specification; regulation of transcription by RNA polymerase II; regulation of neurogenesis. Gene Ontology annotation, molecular function: RNA polymerase II cis-regulatory region sequence-specific DNA binding; protein dimerization activity; DNA-binding transcription factor activity, RNA polymerase II-specific. NCBI's taxonomy places the organism in Eukaryota, Metazoa, Arthropoda, Insecta, Diptera, Drosophilidae.
ACACUUUGAUAUUCCCCCAACAGCACCAAUAGCCCACACUCCAUUACUCAAUUACAAGAGUCUGGAACGCGUACGACUUACAGUCAAAAGUCGGAAGUGUGUCCACCGUGCGCCACACGCGAGUAACGAGCGUCAACGUCGAGCAUCGAACAGCAUCGCUUGGCCCCUAGUCGACCUCGACUUACUUCCAAAAAGGUCCUCAAGGAUGAAGAGCAGAGGGGGCACAGGUCCUAAAAAGGCAACGGGAACACACGCAUUAAGCACACUCGUCGCACACGAGCAAUGUUCCCACAGGAUCAUAACUGGCUGGCUACAAAAAGUCGGCCAACAAGUGCAAGACGAGCGAGCAGCAGGGAAAUGGAAUACCAAUGCACAACAAACAGGAAGUGCUUCUCUCUCUCUCGCUGCUGCUCCGCCUAAGUGAAACGCCCCAGCUGAAAUGCUCUUCUGCUAUUCUGGGUCUGGCGUUCCCACGCCAAUGGACACAACUGAGAUGGCAAGAUGAGUGUGCAGUUCAUUAUCCUUUCGCUCGCCCAUACACGAGCAUUCUUAGGCAAAUCAUAACACAAAUCUAGAAAUGGCAGCUGCGCCACAACUGCAAAAAAAAAUAAUAUUCCCAUGGCAAGGGCAGCGUUCCGUUGCUCAUUGAGCAGGUGAGCUCAGAAUAUUGGUGUGAGAAACCAAGGAGGAAAGUGUUUCCCACGAUACUGGCAAACAUAAGCACACACACACACACACAAAGGUAACGAUCCUGUGAUCCUGCUCCCUGCAAUGCUGAUGAUAAGGGUGCCAACAAUAAGAAAGCGAAACGAACAAUAAGAAACAGCGGAAGGGUCGAGCCAACGUCCUCAAGCAAGCAACCAACAACCCUCAUGCCAGCACACGCUGCACACGAAAUGCCAGCACACUGGAACCCGAGAGCCCAGCGACGACGAACCCAACAACCCGAGAGAACGAAGCACAUUUGGGGGUUGUUUUUCGACUGGUUUCGUAUAAAAAGGCAACGGCCACUCGUCCAGACCAUACACAACGUCUUACACACUCGGAGCAGCAACAGCUCGCAGCACAAGAAAUACACAAAAAAUAUCCUUACAAAAUGUCUUCAAUGCAAGUAUCGGAAAUGUCGAAGACGUAUCAGUACCGCAAAGUGAUGAAACCAUUGCUAGAACGCAAGCGCCGUGCACGCAUUAACAAGUGCCUCGACGAACUCAAGGAUCUGAUGGUUGCCACCUUGGAGUCGGAAGGCGAACAUGUUACACGCUUGGAGAAGGCCGACAUUCUCGAGUUGACCGUCACACAUCUGCAGAAGAUGAAGCAACAGCGCAAACACAAACGCGCCAAUGGUGGAGACGACACACUGACACCAGCUGAGGGAUUCCGCUCUGGCUACAUUCAUGCUGUCAACGAGGUCUCCCGUUCACUGUCUCAACUGCCUGGUAUGAAUGUCAGCCUGGGCACACAGUUGAUGACACAUUUGGGACAACGACUCAAUCAACUGCAGCCUGCCGUCAAAGAGGUGCUGCCAGUGACAUCGCCACUAACCGUGCACAUUGCCAGCCGUGAUGCCUACUCAGUGCCCAUCUCGCCCAUCUCCAGCUACGCCGGCAGCCCCAACUCCAGUGUGGCCAGCGAACAUCUGCUAACCACUUGCUCCAGCAGCCUCAGCAUUGAUGUUAGCAAAACUGAGGAGGUGGUCGACAGCGAGGAUGAGGAGAAUGUGUGGCGCCCUUGGUAGAAGGAGAAAAAAAGGAGAGAGCAUUAAUGAUAGCAAAAGUCUUCCAAGUCAAUGGGUCAAUUACUGAUUCCAUUGACUACCACUUAGUUUUAAGUUGAUCUAAGCAAGAGAACACAAAAAAAGCUUUAAACCGAGGCACAGUUCAUGUGAUAAAUACGAUUAAUAAAUUAAAUUAUAUAGCAAAAAAUUG